CAAUUCGUCCGCCGAUUGUCGUAGUAGCCCUUUUAGCGAGAUAACAACAAUAACAAACGUGCUGUUAAACUUGCGUUUGAUCAUGGGGAAGAAGCACAAGAGGAAUAAACCGGAGUGGAGAACAGUCGACGACUAUGAGGACAAGCCUCUUGAAAAGCCUCUGAAACUUGUGCUCAAAGUUGGCGGAAGUGAGGUCACAGAACUCUCUGGUUCUGGCCAUGAUUCCAGUUACUACGAUGACAGAUCAGACCAUGAACGAGAGCGCCACAAAGAGAAAAAGAAAAAGAAGAAGAAAAAAUCUGAGAAGGAUAAAGACAAACAUGUGGAUGAUGAGGAGAGAAGGCGACGAAAGGAAGAAAAGAGGAAGAAGAGAGAGCGUGAGCAGAAUGAAUCAGAGGCCGCAGCAGCUACUGCUGACAGUGCUGGUGUUCCAGUUGAACCUUUCACAAUCCCAAAGUGUGUUACUAUCGGAAUAGAGCCAGAGGAGAAGAAAAGGAAGAAGGAGAAAUUUGACAUUGAGCCUGAGGUGGAGGAGUUUCACCCUGCUGUAAAGAUUGAAGUGGAGCAGCAAGGGGACAGGCCCGUCCGGGCAUGCAGGACGCAGCAAGAGAAUGAGUCCACGCCUCGUCAACAACUACUGGAACAUUUCUUGCGCCAGCUUCAGAGGAAGGAUCCCCAUGGAUUUUUUGCCUUUCCAGUGACAGAUGCCAUCGCCCCUGGCUACUCUGUGAUCAUUAAACAUCCAAUGGACUUCAGCACAAUGAAAGACAAAAUAACAACUAAUGAAUACAAGACUAUUACAGAAUUCAAGGCGGACUUCAAACUGAUGUGCGACAAUGCAAUGGUGUACAACCGACCAGAGACUGUAUACUAUAAGGCCGCCAAGAAACUGCUCCACACAGGCUUCAAGAUGAUGAGCAAAGAGCGGCUGUUAGCUCUGAAGCGCAGCAUGUCUUUCAUGCAGGACAUGGACUUUUCUCAGCAGGCGGCCAUUUUGGGAGAUGAGGACGUUACAGCUGAGAUACCCCCACCAGAGAUCAUCCCAAUCCCAGUCGAGUCAGCCAAAAAGUCCAAGAAACAGCCAGUCAAAGAUAUGAAGGAAGUCAUCAGCUACCUUUAUGAACCGGAGGGAAAUGCCUGCAGUUUGACUGACAGCACAGCGGAGGAGCAUGUUCUGGCUCUUGUGGAGCACGCAGCAGACGAAGCACGGGACCGCAUCAGCCGAUACAUGCCUAACUCUAAGAUGGGCUACUUGCGUAAAGAGGCAGACAGUUCUCUUGUGUAUACUGUUGUAAACCAGCUUGACCCUGAUGCAGAAGAAGAGGAGACCCACACUGUUGACCUGAGCUCCCUGUCAAAUAAGCUACUGCCUGGUUUAACAACCCUGGGCUUCAAAGAUGAUAGGAGACACAAGGUCACCUUCCUGAGCAGUGCUUACAACAUUCAGAGCCUUCAGAAGAACUCUAUAUUUCCUGAUCUGCUGACUGAUGAGAUGGACAUGUUGUAUUCAGCCUAUGGAGAUGAGACGGGGGUACAGUGUGCUCUCAGUGUACAGGAGUUUGUCAAGGACUGUGGGAGCAUCACAAAGCAUAUGGUUGAUGGGCUUCUGGAUAAGAUGACCGCAGGGGAUCACACCAAGGCCGUCAAUCAAAUCCAUCAGAAAAGAAACAUGCCACUGAAGCCUGAUGAAGCUAAGACCAACAUUUGUGACAUGCAGAUGGCAGAUGGCAGUGGUCUGGGAGAGAGCGGCUCAGUGCUGGACUUCAUGUCAAUAAAGAACUACCCAGACAUGUCUCUGGACAUAUCCAUGCUCAACUCAUUAGGCAAACCGGUUAAGAAAGAGCCGGGGCAUGAGGAGGGCCAGCAACACUUUCACGACACAGACAAACUCUUGCAGGAGUUCCAGGAGACACAGGUGGACCGGGUCGGCUCCAGGCCCUCCUCCAACCUGUCCUCUCUCUCCAAUGCCUCAGAGAGGGACCAGCACCACCUAGGAAGCCCAUCACACCUGGGUGUCGGUGACCAGUCUGAGAUGGUUCACGACCCUUACGAGUUCCUGCAAUCUCCCGAGCCGGGCUCCACAGCCAAUAGCUGACCGAACACAGCCAUUUGGUGUCCUGGCGUCAACUGCACUCUGCGUUUGGUCUCGAUUCUGCUUGAACACUUCAAGGGGAUAUCAAGGACCCCUGACCUUGCUGAAGGCUGCUCGUGACUGUAUGGACUAUUUGUAUUUUGAGGGCCAGUUUUCUGAGUUCCAAUACUGUCAAAUGUGUGUAUAUAAUGAAAAUGUUAAAACAAAUCUUGUGGAA
Messenger RNA from Lampris incognitus (smalleye Pacific opah), 2309 nucleotides. RefSeq names its product bromodomain containing 9 (gene brd9). The coding region runs from base 83 to 2095 and encodes 670 amino acids. Gene Ontology annotation, cellular component: nucleus. The record is from RefSeq and is a predicted model, not a curated record. Lineage: Eukaryota; Metazoa; Chordata; Actinopteri; Lampriformes; Lampridae. Gene Ontology annotation, biological process: regulation of transcription by RNA polymerase II. The transcript is spliced from 17 exons.